AUGACUAUAGAGACAGAAUCAACACACUCAAGAUCUCCGCUUAUGCCUACAAUCCCGGAGUUGCAGGAAUACCCCUCCUAUUGGUCAACUGCUCUAAUAACGUCUGUUUUCAUUGCAUGUCUCAGUUCCAUCCAAUAUGGUUACCACAUGUCCGAAUUGAACGCACCAGAGCAUCUCAUCAAGCAGGAUUUGCUGCUAAGUGACUCGCAGAUUGGUCUGAUCACGUCGAUCUUCUCGAUUGGGGGUCUAAUUUCAUCCUCUUUUGCAAGCGAGAUUAGUGUCUCGUAUGGUCUCAGAGUUGGCUUCAUAACCACCUCGAUAUUCUACAUUUUGGGGUCCUUUAUUGAGGCAGCCGCUUACAGCUACACGACAAUGCUUGCAGGGCGUUUUUUCUCGGGCGUUGGUGGCGGAUUUGCAAUAGUUUUCGUCCCACUAUAUGCAAAUGAGGUCUCUCCAGUGGCUAUAAGGGGACUUUUAGGCAGCAUGACACAGGUCAGCGUCAACAUCGGAAUUCUAGCAACACAGCUUCUUGCUCUCCGCUGGUCGGACGAGCAGAAUUGGAGGUUACUUUUGUGGGUUGGUGUUUUAAACGGACUCCUUGCACUAGUACUCUCUGCAUUUAUGCUUGAAGAAUCACCAAAAUGGCUCUCAAUGACUGCCCACGACAAAGUGGCGGCCCUUGCCGGGUUGUGCCGUUUGCGGGACUGCGAUACAAGGACCUGUGAGCGUGAAAUUGAGUCCUGGGAGAAAGAACGUGUUCAUUCAGAGGAUCGGACUUCUGAAACUGGCAGUAAGCAAAGGAUAAGUUUGGCCACGUACCUCACACAAUCCUCAUACAGAAACUCACGCCUUAUUGCCACGCUCACCAUGAUUGGGCAGCAGUUUGCGGGUAUUAACAGUGUGAUUUUCUACGGGGUGAGGAUUUUAAAGGAUUCCUUUCCCGAGUGGAGUGUAACUCUCAACUGCCUCAUUAGUGUUUUGAACGUCGUGAUAACUUCCGUGGCAUCCACAUUUAUAGAUAAGGCCGGACGGAAGCCAAUGCUACUUUUAUCAUUGUCGCUCAUGACCUUUUCACUAUUAGGACUAAGCUUUGGAAUCUUGCAUGGAGAUUCCACUGCCACUCUUUUGAGUAUUUUCACAUAUGUGGGCUCGUUUGCCAUUGGUUGCGGCCCGAUACCAUUUCUUAUAGUGAGCGAGGUUUCACAGCCAGAAGUCAAGGAUAUUGCUCAAAGCUGGGCCACUGACUGCAAUUGGGUUAGUGUCUUUAUCAUUGGAUCACUAUUUCCUGUGCUUAAUCGGUGGAUAGGCGGUUAUACUUAUCUUAUUUUUGCCGUUGUGUGCAUUUUAUUUGGCGGCUUCACAUUGAACUUUAUUCCUGAAACCAAGGGAAAGGACAAUUACUAUGAAGUUUGGUCUGGAGCUCAGAGAGCGGAUUAG
This is a messenger RNA of Brettanomyces bruxellensis, 1437 nucleotides long. RefSeq lists its product as uncharacterized. Gene Ontology annotation, molecular function: hexose transmembrane transporter activity. The record is from RefSeq and is a predicted model, not a curated record. Gene Ontology annotation, cellular component: membrane. The transcript has a single exon. The coding region runs from base 1 to 1437 and encodes 478 amino acids. Gene Ontology annotation, biological process: monosaccharide transmembrane transport. Lineage: Eukaryota; Fungi; Ascomycota; Pichiomycetes; Pichiales; Pichiaceae.